AUGGAGGAUGAGUUGUUGUCCAUUCUAAAUUACUUAGAUAAAUGGCAGUUAUAUGAUAAUGUUAGGUUUUGGGCCGAAGUGAUUGACAAAUUAUUAGAAAGUAAAGAAGCAAGAAUUCAAAUAUCUAGAUUUCUUGUAAAAGAUUUGAAUUUACAGGAAGCUUUUAAUUAUUUGAGGUCAGAAGGUGACAAAACAAAAUCAAGAUUGGGUUCCAAUGAGGAUUUAAUAGAUGGUGAAGUAAAUUCAUAUGGUGAUUAUUUGACGAUUAAAUGCUGUUAUUUAAUGGGAAGGCUCGAUGAGGCAGAACGCAUGAUUCUUAAGAUUUGCUCAAAACCACUAACCGAACUUGCCGAUAAUUGCUUAAUUUCACCGUCAGUUUCGCCAAAAUCCUGGAAAGGUACGCCUGUUACAAAUGAGAAAAAAAAAUCAUUGUCUUCUAUCUUUUCAACAAUUUGCAUGAAUCCCACAAUGUUGAUAAAAUAUAUUCAUACUGGAGAAUUAAAGAUUCCUGGAGAUUCCGCAGGGCUAUAUUUGUGGGGAAACAUUCUUGAGGAACUCGAUGCAAAGGUUUCUGCAUUAUAUUGUUAUGCGAUUGCACUUGAUUGGAACCCAGUUCUGUGGAAGUCUUUUCAAAGAUUAGCAAGCUUAUCAUGCCAAUAUCCUCAUGAACUAGUUAAAAUAUGUUGUUGCUUGAAUAAUUGGGGUGAAAAGCAUUUAGAAUACGUGGGUACAAACAGCGAUGCUUUGGUAAUAUCAACAGUAUACAAGAAUGAAGCUGAAUGUUGGCAAAUAAAAAACAUUCAAGAUGGAAAUCUUCUGAUAUCUAUAUCAGAUAAGUCAGAUUCAGAAGAGUUAUAUGUACUGAAUGUCUCUGAUUUCUUUUAUAAUGUUGGCGAUGCUCUUCAGAAAAGACAUAAACUAAGAUAUCAGGCGUUCACUAAGUGGCUUGAAAAUUCUGGAAUAGAUUCUUACUCUGGCCCAAAAUGGCCUUAUCAUGAACUUGAAAAUGAGAAUACUGCCAGUUAUAAAUAUAAAUCUAAUUUUAGUAAUAUUAAUAAUAAAAAUUCCAUUAUUAACAUUGAGAAUGCAGACGAAAACGUUAAACUUUACGAUUCACGUUUUCAUUCACUAAUUUCAAUGAUCCAGUUAUUGUCAAAACUCACACAUCAAAUGGAAUGGUAUCUUUGCCAUAAUUUUCUUAAAACUAUUGAUAAUAUUCCAGAUAAUAUUUCAGAAAUGGGAUAUGUGAGGGAGUUACAUGUAAAGGCACUUUUUGAAUCAAAUCAGUGGCAAGAGUGUAUAAACAUUUGCAAAUGUAUAGACUAUGAAACCAAUUAUAAUCUGUGGAUUAAGUGCCUCGAUAUUUAUAGUUCAUGUUUAUGGCAACUAUCUAGGAGCAUUGAUUUAAUCAAUCUAUCAAACUUAAUUUUGAAAAUUGUUGAGAAAAAUAUCCCUCAACUUUGGAUUGUGGUCGGAAAUUGCUUUUCUUUACAUAAAGAAUAUGAAAGUUCAAUUAAGUGCUUUAAAAGAGCGAUCCAGUAUGAUAAUCGAUAUGUUUAUGCUUACACAUUGAUUGGGCACGAACUUUCAAUUAUUGAGAAAUACGACGAAGCAAUUCAAAUGUACCAAAAGGCCUUAAAAAUUGAUCCAAGAUGUCAUAGAGCUCAUUGGGGAAUUGGCUAUGUAUGGUUUAAAAGAGAGGAGUAUUACCAGGCAAAGAAUCACUUCAAUAUGGCACUUAAGGUUGUUCCCAAUAAUUCUACACUAAUACAUUACCUUGGUCUUUGUUAUCUAACAACUCACGAUUUUCUCUCUGCCUACAAUACUUUUCAAAAAGGAAUUCUUAAGGACCAAAGGAAUCCGUGGUUAAAGUACCAUGCUGGCAUUGUUUUGUUGGAACUAGAAAGAUAUGAAGAAGCGUUGACGAUGUUGACAGCCGCUCAUCGCCUUGCGUCGAACGAACCAAACAUUCAUCUGUAUUUAGGGAAGACUUUUUCGCAAUUGGGCAGGAAGGAUAAAGCAUUAAGACAUUUAAACAUUGCAUUUGACCUAACUAAAGAUAUAAAUGAGAAACAGAUAAUACUGAAUCUGAUGAAGGAACUUGAGAAUAACUCGGAUACAGAGGGAAGGUAUUGUAAAUCUAACGAAAUAAGGAGCGGAAGAAUCUUGAAUAGUGGAACGGGAUAUUCAUCUGGGGGCAAACUGCUUUCCUCCUUUAGGAAUCACCACUACUUCCCUAUCAGAAACGACCCGCCAAACCCAUUCAUUCAUCAUCAGAUUCAGCAGGAACAUAGCCUACCCCAAACCGUCCCUUCCCCCGUAAUUUCAGGUAGUCACUCUUUAUUGUUAACAUUAAUGCCUGGUAACAACUAG
Messenger RNA from Cryptosporidium ubiquitum, 2373 nucleotides. RefSeq lists its product as uncharacterized. Gene Ontology annotation, molecular function: protein binding. Gene Ontology annotation, biological process: cell division. The record is from RefSeq and is a predicted model, not a curated record. The transcript has a single exon. Lineage: Eukaryota; Apicomplexa; Conoidasida; Eucoccidiorida; Cryptosporidiidae. The coding region runs from base 1 to 2373 and encodes 790 amino acids.